AGAACCGUACGACAGGAGCGGCACCCGAAGACUGCGCGGUCCCGGCGGGGGAGAGGUACCGCGGGCCGGCCGCGCGCCCUCGUGGCCGAUGUUAUCCCGGGGUCGAGGAAGACGGGACGUUUGCGGAGUCUGGCAGAGAGCGGUGAAGACGAUGGGGGUGCGGGAGCAUUGUCUUUCUGAGGAACGGAUGAGAGAUCAACGACUGCCUAGCGUCCUUCUCUGGGAGUACGGUGAUCUCCAGAGAGCCCUUUUCAGUCCUACAGCUCUGGUUCUGAUCUUGCUGUGGGGUGAGGGCAGCGGUGAAGCCGUUUUUGCUGGCGAUUGGCCUGAAUAUGCGAGUGGUUUCUUCAGCAUUGGAAUGAAAGAUCCUGGUGGUGUGUGGCAGGUCCUCUCCUGGAGGGAUGGAAUUGAUGGAGGGGGAGAGGUGAGAAGUUCUGCCUGUCCUCCCGUGUGGGGAAUCUGGAGUCCGUGGUUCUAUUUCCUGUACUGGGGUAACCUGUUGUCUGCCUUGGUGAGUUCCAACACUGCAGAGCUCUUUUUUUCUUCAGGUCCUGAUGCAGCUGGUGUUCUGGGAGGAUAUUCAACAUCCUCGGUUGGUAGCUGGGCUCCUGUGAAACUGCAGAGGUGGAAGCAGAGAAGCUGUCUCGAGAGGCUGGAAGGGAGGUGGAAGCCAGUGAAGCCAGCUCUUCUUGGCCCUGUGUUCUGCCUGAAGGCCUGCCUUUCACUUUAUCACCUUGCUGAAGCAAAACUGUGUAGGAGGACUUGUAACCGACUCUGUUUGCAUUUCAAGGUAUGUCCCAAAGAUAUUGGUAGCAACCAUGUUUACUUCUGUGGGGUGGGAAGCAAGUGAUGCAUCAGUUUUGCAGAGGAAUGAUUAGCUCAGUACGGUUACUUUUUUUAUAAAGACUGUUCUGACUAAGGCAGAAGUGCUCUGUGGUACACGUAGCCAUGAGCA
Messenger RNA from Tympanuchus pallidicinctus (lesser prairie-chicken), 955 nucleotides. RefSeq lists its product as uncharacterized. Bases 89 to 850 code for a protein of 253 amino acids. The transcript is spliced from 5 exons. The record is from RefSeq and is a predicted model, not a curated record. NCBI's taxonomy places the organism in Eukaryota, Metazoa, Chordata, Aves, Galliformes, Phasianidae.